Aedes aegypti (yellow fever mosquito) is the source of this 2462-nucleotide messenger RNA. It is a transcript of the gene SrpRalpha, whose product is annotated as signal recognition particle receptor subunit alpha homolog. The record is from RefSeq and is a predicted model, not a curated record. The coding region runs from base 224 to 2095 and encodes 623 amino acids. Gene Ontology annotation, molecular function: GTPase activity; signal recognition particle binding; ATP hydrolysis activity. The transcript is spliced from 4 exons. Gene Ontology annotation, cellular component: endoplasmic reticulum membrane; signal recognition particle receptor complex. Gene Ontology annotation, biological process: SRP-dependent cotranslational protein targeting to membrane. NCBI's taxonomy places the organism in Eukaryota, Metazoa, Arthropoda, Insecta, Diptera, Culicidae.
UGUUUACGUUCGUUGUGAUGCGUUGUCAGUCAGUCUUGCACAGAAAGGGGAAAACAUCUCGAGAUCAGUGAGCAGAUUUUGCUUCAUUUCCGCAGUUUCAGUGCAACAAAAGUUACAAUUCAACGACGCAUUUUAUGCAAAGGUACAGAAAUCAAUCUAAUUGCACUUGCUAAGACAGCAGAACAUUAGUUGUUAGUGUAGCAAACGAAGGAGGCCCCCGAAAAUGUUGGAUUUGUUCACCAUUUUUACCAAGGGCGGAAUCGUCCUCUGGUACUUCCGAGGCACUAAUCAAAUAUUCGCCCCCUCGGUGAAUGCGCUCAUUCGAAGCGUAAUUCUACAGGAGCGAUCUGGAGUGUACGAUCACGAUGGAUUAUCGCUUCAGUACAAACUGGACAAUGAAUUCGAAUUGGUUUUUGUCGUCGCAUUCCAAAAGAUCCUUCAGCUGUCGUACAUUGAUAAGUUCUUGAGCGAUGUCCACUUGGAGUUCCGUGAUAAGUACAAGAACGACCUUAGGGUUGAAAAUCGGAAUUAUUCAAAUUUCAACUUCCAAGAUGAUUUCACGCGCAUUUUGGAACAGGCCGAAAAGUGGGGACGAAUGCAGGCAACGCUUCCGAAGCAAAUGCGUAGCUACGAAGAUUCCCAUAAAUCUAAGAAGACGGUUGCAUCUAUGAUUGAGCGCAAGGGUGAAGAGAAGCCAGUUGGGGGUAGCAAAAAAUCGGUAAAAAUUGUAGAAACUAAGAAUGAGGUGCCGGAGACGAUUGUUCCAGAUCAGAUGAAUGGAGCAAAUGACGAUGUUAUCUUGGAAAAUCGUAAGAAAAUGAUGGAAAAGCUCAACAAGAAGAAAGGAGAUAAGCCAAAGUCUCCGAAAUCCCCUCCUCAAAAGUCAGGAAAGCAAAUGCGUGUCUGGGACUUGGGAGGCAACACUAGAGAUUUGCCCAAUUUGGAUCGCUCCAAAGACAAACCGGAAGACAUGAAGAGCGAUUUUACACCGACCAAUGCCAUUAUUGGUACCAUGAAGGGAGGAAUUCAGGAUAUGGAAGUUGAAAGCGAUAGCGAAUACUCCGAGGAUGAAGAUGAAGAGGAGGUACAAGCCUAUGCCAACAGUUCCAGUGCUGCACCAGUUAAAAAAUCCGGUGGUGUCUUCUCCUUGUUCAAGGGCUUGGUAGGAUCGAAGAAUCUUACUCGUGAAGACAUGCAGCCAGCGUUGGACAAACUUCGCGACCAUUUGAUAUCCAAAAACGUUGCAUCCGAUAUUUCUCACAAGUUGUGCGAAUCGGUAGCGGUCAAAUUGGAAGGAAAAGUCCUCGGAACAUUCGACACCAUUGCCACGACUGUUAAGAAUACAUUGACCGAAGCGUUGGUUCAAAUCCUAUCACCAAAGCGUCGCGUAGACAUUCUUCGCGAUUGCUUGGAAGCUAAGAAAAACAAGCGCCCUUACGUGAUGAGCUUUUGCGGAGUGAACGGCGUGGGAAAGUCUACCAACUUGGCAAAGAUAUGUUUCUGGCUGAUUGAGAACAACUUGAAUGUGUUGAUUGCUGCUUGCGAUACGUUCCGAGCUGGAGCUGUUGAACAGCUUCGGACUCAUAUGAGGCAUUUGAAUGCUUUACACCCACCGGAGAAGCACUCGGGAAGAAAUAUGGUACAACUUUACGAGAAGGGCUAUGGAAAAGACGCUGCCGGUAUUGCGAUGGAAGCCAUACGGCAUGCCAAGGAUUCGGCCGUCGAUGUGGUCUUGAUUGACACCGCUGGUCGGAUGCAGGACAACGAACCACUUAUGAGAGCGUUGGCUAAAUUAAUUAAGGUAAAUGAGCCCGACCUAGUGCUGUUCGUUGGGGAAGCUCUUGUCGGAAAUGAAGCCGUAGAUCAGCUGGUGAAAUUCAAUCAGGCCUUGGCGGAUUAUUCCUCAAAUGAAAAUCCCCACAUCAUCGAUGGAAUCGUCCUGACGAAGUUCGAUACUAUUGACGACAAAGUGGGUGCUGCCAUAUCGAUGACCUACAUUACCGGACAACCAAUCGUAUUCGUCGGAACCGGACAGACAUAUACCGAUCUGAAGAAGUUGAACGCUAAAGCCGUCGUACAUGCGUUGAUGAAGUAAAUUACAAAUCUAUGCUUCAAUUUGUGUCUGCCUGUGUUUUGAUCUUAAGAUUCAGAUGUCAUUGUGUCCCAGUUCCAAUUUUGUAUCAUUUCUUCAACGAGUUUACCCAACGAUUCUAUUCCGCUUAGCAAAGACAUUAUAGAAAUAUUCCAGCAGGGUUAGACAAUUGAAAAUUUAUCUCUUAGCUACUUAUUGUUUUAUUUCACGAAAAUGUGUACCUAAUAGUUUUUCGUUCUGGGAUGUGUAUUAUCAUUGUACUGUUUUGCUAUUUUGUUGUGUUUUAUAAAUGGAAAACUAUUAUUCCCAUCUCCGUAGUCCUAAAAAUAUAUUGACGGGAUGAAGCAGUUCUAUGAAACUUUUCUUAUUU